Messenger RNA from Suncus etruscus (white-toothed pygmy shrew), 1319 nucleotides. Its product is annotated as inositol polyphosphate 1-phosphatase-like. Gene Ontology annotation, biological process: phosphatidylinositol phosphate biosynthetic process. The record is from RefSeq and is a predicted model, not a curated record. The transcript has a single exon. Gene Ontology annotation, molecular function: inositol-1,4-bisphosphate 1-phosphatase activity. NCBI's taxonomy places the organism in Eukaryota, Metazoa, Chordata, Mammalia, Eulipotyphla, Soricidae. Bases 58 to 1269 code for a protein of 403 amino acids.
GAACAGAGGUGGGUGCUGGCUUCAGCAGAAGCUGCCCCAGCAGAGCAAGGUUUGGAAAUGUCAGCAAUCCUCCGAGAGCUGCUCUGUGUCUCUGAGAAAGCUGCCAACAUUGCCCGGGCUUGCAGGCAGCAGGAAGCCCUCUUCCAGCUGCUGAUAGAAGAAAAGAAAGACGGAGACAAGAACAAGAAGUUUGCCGUUGACUUCAAGACUUUGGCUGAUGUGCUGGUCCAGGAAGUUAUAAAACAGAAUAUGGAGAACAAGUUUCCAGGCUUGGGAGAAAAAGUGUUUGGAGAAGAAUCCAAUGAGUUUACUAAUGAUUUAGGGGAAAAGAUUAUCUUGAGAGUGUGUCCAACGGAGGAAGAGAUGGUGGAACUUCUUAGUAAAGUCCUUAAUGGAAACAAGUUGGCAUCAGAAGCAUUAGCCAAGGUUGUUCACCAGGAUGUCAACUUGACUGACCCAACUCUGGAUUCCAUUGAGAUAAACAUUCCACAGGACUUGCUGGGAAUCUGGGUGGAUCCCAUAGAUUCAACUUACCAGUAUAUAAAAGGUUCUGCAGACACUAAAUCCAACCAAGGAAUCUAUCCCAGUGGACUCCAAUGUGUGACCAUUUUAAUUGGUGUGUAUGAUAUACAGACAGGUAUUCCCCUGAUGGGGGUCAUCAACCAACCUUUCCUAUCACAAGACAGAGACACCCACAGGUGGAAAGGACAAUGCUAUUGGGGCCUUUCUUACAUGGGCACCAAUAUCCACUCACUUCAGCACCUCAACUUGAAGAGAAACAUCACCGAAAUGCAGAAUCCAGCAACUGGAAAGAAAAGCUCCGAAGCCCAAGAGCCAGGAACCCACUUUUCAGCUGUCAUUAGUACCAGCGAGAAGGAGCCCAUCAGAGCUGCACUGUCACGUAUAUGUGGGGAGAACAUUUUCCGGGCUGCAGGGGCUGGGUACAAGAGCCUUUGUGUGAUCCAAGGUCUUGUUGAUGUUUACAUCUUUUCUGAAGACACUACCUUCAAGUGGGACUCCUGCGCGGCCCAUGCCAUCCUGCGGGCCAUGGGUGGGGGCAUGGUGGAUCUGAAAGAAUGCUUGCUAAGAAACCAAGAGCCAGACCUCGACCCACCGCAGCUGGUGUAUCACAUGGAAAAUGAGGGUGCUACUGGUGUGGAGAAGUGGGCCAACAAGGGGGGACUGAUUGCAUACAGGUCAAGGAAACAGCUAGAGACAUUCUUGGGCCUCCUCAUCCAGAACCUCACACCUGCAGGCUCAACCAUAUAGAUGAAGCUUGUCUCCAUGUACUUAGACACUGAACUGUGUAUCAUUUUCCA